Messenger RNA from Phaedon cochleariae (mustard beetle), 913 nucleotides. The record is from the annotation of a GenBank genome assembly. NCBI's taxonomy places the organism in Eukaryota, Metazoa, Arthropoda, Insecta, Coleoptera, Chrysomelidae.
AAGUUGUCGAAAAUUCUAAUUUAUUUGAAGACAGGCUCAGCAUAGUCCUAAUAUCAAGUUCUGAGUGUCGUGGAUCUUGUUUGGAAACACCGACCAAUUAUCAUAAUGAUGACUGAAAGUGAGCACGAAUUUCGGAGGAGGCAAAAGUGAAAUUCCUUCCGGAGUCAGUAAGAGUCGUCUUAGUGUUGAAGGUGAAAUAAUGUCUCCUACGCCGACAUUUAUCGAGGAUGUGAAGAAUAAUAACUGUGACAAUGUGAAGGAAAAAGUGUUCCCCUAUGAAAUCGAGCCAGUGCCCAAUGAGACGAACCAGGAAUUACUAGAAUAUUUCACAGGUGAAAAAACGCAUUUCCUACAAGUUGGCCCGAAGAAAUGGAUACUUCCUAGUGGGUAUGAACGUGAAGCACACAACUAUUACAACUUCAGAGCCAGACCAGACGAUGUUUUCAUCGUUACAUUUCCUAGAUCAGGGACUACGUGGACUCAAGAAUUAGUAUGGCUACUUGCGAAUGAUUUAGACUACCAGAAAGCUGCUGAAAUUCCUUUGGGUGAUAGAUUUCCAUUUCUCGAAUUCAGCGCCUUCGUUCAUAAAGAAACUAAAGCCACGUUUUUAGAGGAACAAAAACCUGAUUCAGAAAAUUACCGCAUCGUACAAAAUUUGGAUUACCCUGCCUGGAAGAUAUUCGAGGACUCCACUGAAAGAAGAUUCAUCAAAACGCAUCUACCUUUCAGUUUGCUGCCGUCAAAUUUGUUGGACAUCGGUUGCAAGGUAAUUUACGUUGCAAGAAAUCCCAAGGAUUUAGCAGUUUCGUAUUACCAUUUGAACCGAUCAUACAGAACCCAGGGGUACAUUGGUGAUUUCACCAAGUUUUGGAGUUUUUUCGAAAGAGACUUGGGUAAGUUCAGGAACGUAAUA